Molecule: messenger RNA, 1247 nt
Organism: Carassius carassius (crucian carp)
Lineage: Eukaryota; Metazoa; Chordata; Actinopteri; Cypriniformes; Cyprinidae
Exons: 6
Coding region: 524-1192 (222 amino acids)
Biological process (GO): regulation of apoptotic process
Source: RefSeq, a predicted model, not a curated record
CUGUAAAUGUAAAUAAGAUGUCAAAUAUAUAAAUAAAUAUGAAGACUACAUAUUUCAAUACACAUGAAGACAAUAUUGUUUAGCAGUGUGUAGCAUCUAACCGCUCUGACAGCCCCUGGAAGCCCCCACUCUGUGCUGAGGAGCCGAUGACUGGGGUGACUUCCUGUCAAGAACGUCCACCCCAACAACACUAGGGUUUAUUGUAUUUGUAUACUUCCUCAUAGCUGUUUUGAUCACAGUCUCCCAAAGGUAGCUGUGUGAAUAUAUAAAAAACACAUGACAUUAGAUUUCAGCGGUUUAUGAGGAACAUCACUGUACUCACACUGACCUCAUAGGCAAACCAUAUUCAAGGGAAUUUUAGCUUAAAUGCAAGCAGGAAGAAUUUGUUGGCCAGUGUAGUUCAUCGUUAUCAACAACGAACAUCACGUCUAUAACAAGAGACGCUGGGACCUUAAAAAGAUGCCAUCCGAUUCGAACCACUUUACUUUGUGGCAUUAUUGGUAUUAUUUGUGAUUACUAAUAGAUGGACAGCACGGUUGCAAUACCCUCCGAUAAGCAAUUGCGGCGCUAUUUGGGCUUCCUAAGUAAGUGUAUGACUGGGAAUUUGGUUCAAAGGAUGUCCAACUGUUUGUCCCGAUCCCGCACAAUCAUGGCAUAUGAAGCACAGUUCAUCACAUCCCAGCCCACAGACAUGCAGAAAGCCUCCAGGCUGAUGCAGAUUGUCAUUAAAAAAGGCCAAAAUGCAUGCAGUUCGUUCCUCAGAUGCCUUGGGAUUUGUGACCCGGUGUUGUAUGAGAAGGUUACAGGAUUUCCAGCACAAUUUAAGCAAGAGGACCAUCAACAUUUUGAGGAAAUUCCUUUUUCAGAAAAAUUUCAAUUUACACCUUGUAUUAUAAACAUACAAAACUCUUCCUUGACCAACUGUAUUAUUGGGAACAACAAUAGCCAAUGCAUUACCUGUGACCAGCAUAAUUUGCUCACUCAGAAUGAUGCAAACAAUGUGAAUGAGAUGGCGGACAGUCAGAGCCACGAUCAGCUGAUCCCAGUGCAGGAUACACUAAGUGGCAACAGCAUUCACAUGGAGAGAUCCAACAUAGAGUAUGUUAUUAUAGGUGACCGUAACAGUAUGACAGUCACUGAGACCUCGGAGGAUGAGGAAGAUACAGAGAUUGAGUCUGAAGUGAUUAGUUAAAAGAUGUGAAAUAGUGGGCAGGAGUUCAGACCCACAGUUUUGGAGAGCUGCAGAU